Molecule: messenger RNA, 1257 nt
Organism: Trichomonas vaginalis G3
Lineage: Eukaryota; Parabasalia; Trichomonadida; Trichomonadidae
Product: GTPase activator, FI04035P family
Exons: 1
Coding region: 1-1257 (418 amino acids)
Biological process (GO): signal transduction
Cellular component (GO): cytoplasm; cytoskeleton
Molecular function (GO): GTPase activator activity
Source: RefSeq, a predicted model, not a curated record
AUGAGUAAUCAGAACUAUCCAUACCAAGGUCCAGUUCCAAUUUUCCUUCCAUGGGAUUACGAAACCAGGGCCGAGAAGAAUCUUUUCUUAGAGUAUGCAAGCGAGAAUUUCAACCAAUGCAAAACUGGAGGUGUCUUCAGUCGAAAAUCUCUCUCAAGACAAGAAUCAAUCACCUUCAGUGAUAAUCAUACCAAUGAGCCGCUACUCAAGCGUAUCCCUAAAGCCAUGGCAAAGGAUGCAAUCUUGGUCCAGAAAGCCAUUUUACAUAUAACGGAUGUUCGAAAGUCAAAAGUUUUUGAAGGUGGUCCAAGGGAUCUAUACAAACUCAUUCGUAAUCAUGAGGAACUCAUUGAUGAGGCCUAUUGCGUUCUUAUUAAGCAAACCACCGCAGUUAGAGGAAAACCUUUCAUUAACACAAUGAAAUUGACUGCAUUCAUUGCAAAAUUCCUCAUCCCAUCUGAAGAACUUCGUCCCUACGUUUUAUCUCACUUUUGCAAAGCCGUUAAGAUUGCAAAAGAACUUGACGAGGAAUGCUAUGAAGCCGCCUGCUUCGCUCUCAUCAGAGUCAACGGAAGGAUCUGGUCUCAUACUUCUGUUGAGAUGACAAAAGAAAACGGCAAACACGCAUUUGACGAUAUCAGCAGCGAAUCAAUUUGCUAUUCAUGUUCUAUCGAAGAAGUAAUGUUCCAUCAACGCAAAAAGAAGCCAAAUCUUUGCGUACCUUACAUCCUCAUCAAAUCUUUCAACAAAUUCUUUGAACUCGGAGCCGAAAAAACAGAAGGUAUCUUCCGUUUGCCAGGCAGCAUGAGCCAUAUCCAAGAUGCCGCUCUCAAGCUCAACCGUAGUGAACAAGAUCCUUUUGCCGGACUCGGAGCGAUGGAUAUGGCCACAAUGAUCAAACAGUGGUUCAGAAGCAUCGAAGGGUGGCUCAUUCCAGAAGAAUUUGCCCACGAGAAUAUUUACAAAGUCAUAAGCUCCGAGCAAAUUAGAGAAACAGCCGACAAACUUCCAGAUUUAGCGAAAUAUACACUUAUGUACCUUGUAGGCGUCCUUAGACGUCUCGCUGCCGCCAAGGACAUUACAAAUAUGGGCGGAGAUAAUCUGGCAAUGACAUUCGCAAUGAACAUGUCUUACUGCAAUGAAGAUGAUAGAAUCAAGCUCUCUCAGAAUAACUCAUUCAUGCAUGCAUUCUUGGCAGAAUUGAUUGUUUCUUGGGACGUUUCCCAAAUUUAUCCAUUACCAGAAAAUGUAUUAUAA